CUAACAGCUACAAGUAUCUUACCUCGGAAGGCAAGCCUCAGAGUUCAGCAGUACACCCUGCUUACUAAAUGUCUUGCACAAAUAAGGAUAUCGGAUGCUUUUCUUGGAUUUAAGGGUUAUUGUUAUAGUGCAUCGCAUUCAAGGUUGUUAUUACAAAGCGCAUAUUUCAAUGUGUCUUUCAAUGAGUAUGGGUUUGUGUGUUGUCGCUUCGAUGUUUGUUUUGUUUAUUUUGGCCUCAAAUGGGCUCAAUAGUUAUGAUUUAAAAUUCAUUGAUGAACCAAGUGACGUUUAUGGCUUAGAGAAUCAGCAGAUCACUCUCGGCUGUUCGGCUGUGGGUUCUCCAAAUAUCAGCAUAACCUGGCAUAAACAGGACAACACAUCUUUUUCACAAGGUCGUUCAAAAGUGAUUGGAAAUACUGUUCAUUCUUCACAUAGCUUCCAGCUGACUAAUGACAAUGAAGGGGAAUAUUAUUGUAAUGCAUCAGAUACCUUUCGCUGGAUACUAUCUAAACAAGCAAAUGUUAGAGUUUCAUUUCUGAAUGAAAAAUUUAAUAUGGAACCCCAAAGCAAAACAUCCAACGUUGGAGAUACAGUCCUCCUGGAGUGUGCCCCUCCUUAUGGUCUUCCUAAUCCAACUGUUGAGUGGUUGAAGGAUAAUUCAACCUUAUUACCUGACAAUCGCCUGCAGCUUUUGGAUGGAGGAAGUUUACGAAUCGACAGAAUAACCUGGCAAGAUGCUGGAUACUAUACUUGUGUAGCUAAGUCGUUUGCUCAUCGCCGAGAAAGUGCGAAGGCCUACCUCACUGUUCGUCAACGUCCAUUUUUCAUUAUUUCUCCCAAAAGUCAGUCAGUACCCGUACAUAGUGUCUUCGAACUGAGUUGUCGUGCUGCCGGUGAGCCGCCCCCUGUUGUAAUAUGGCGUAGAGAACCUUCAUUACCGAGUAUUCCGUAUUCACGAGUCAGGUUACUCCUGGGUGGAACUCUACGUUUCAUUGGUGUUCAGACAAACGAUUCCGGAUAUUAUGUUUGUCGUGCAGUUAGUUCAACCGGUGUUGUUGAAGCAGUUGCAUAUAUAAACGUUGUUUCACCUCCAGGUUUGGUUGUAACACCUCCGAGCAAACUAUAUACAUACGAAGGAAAUCGCGUUGAACUUUUUUGUAGUGUGGUAGGCUCACCGUUACCUGAUGUUCGUUGGUUACAGUGGUCAACUAAGAAGUAUUUCAUUCCAUCCGUAGGUGAAUCAGAACGUAUACAUGUCACUGGUUCUGGAAGUCUCAUUAUACUUGCAGCUAGACCAGAAGACACCUCCACCUAUGAAUGCCGAGCUUCAUCUCCUGUUGGCUUAACUAGAAGCCUAACUGAUGUUCAGGUGCAGUUUAAUCCAAAGCUGAUUCCAGGUCGCGUGGGUGCUGUAUCAAAUUCGUACAUUUUCGGUGAGUUAUUCAGCAAGCCAACGCCAGUGAGGAUUGUUUGUGGAGUUCCACUGGAUCCUGUUUUCAUUUCUUUACAUGGGGCGCAGUCUAUUAGUAAAAGCAGUGAAAUAAAUAUGAGGCCACACUUAAUAUGGCAACAUAAUGGCGAGUUAGUUCCUAUAUCUAGAUCGUCAAACUCUCGAGUCUCCAUAGAGACUGAUGGAUCUCUGCUCUUAUACCCAUUUAAACCGGAUGAUAUUGGGAAUUACACUUGUUCAGUGUACAGCAAAGUAAGUCACAGGUUUGCGCAGUACACGUUUGUUUUGGGAUUAAGGGAAUCUAAUGGUUCUAAUUAUCAGCCGCGUACAAUAAAACAAUUGCCAUCUCCACCAACAGAUGUAAAAAUUUUGAGUGUCAGUGACACAUGGAUGGUAUUAAAAUGGUCUGACAAUAACUCAUCUGAAUCAUCGAGUUAUAGGGUGUACAUAUUACCACAAAUCCAUUCAUCAUCGACGGUCGCAGUCCAAGGUCUUGAGAGGCUUGAAGAUAAUCAAGUUAUUGAAGAGCGCAUAACUCCAAGCAAGGGUGAGUCACCAAACAGAAAAGCUUUUAAGUUGGAUAAUUGGCUGGUUGCAGUAGAAAAAACCUAUCUCACGCAAAUUCGUAUUACAGGAUUGUUGCCUGAUACUGGCUAUUGGGUUGAAGUUAGGAAAGUUAAUGACUUUGGUAUGAGUGCUGGAAAUUUGUUACCCAAUCUAGUGUAUACAAUGAGAAAACCAUCAGAGGUUAAGUUUGUGUUUCCCUCAAAGACAAACGAAACAAUUUCUGACAUUUCAUUAAAACAUCCGGACACAUUGUUUUCUGGUAGCCAAACAGCGGUUGAUUUUCAAGAACUUGUGUCAACAUUUCAAUCUAUUGACUUGCAUCGCAUAUCUGUUAGAACUCUCUCAUCAUCUGAGCUUCUAGUUAGUUGGACUGCAAGAGCUUCUAAUGAAGUGCUCAAGCGCAUUGAUGGUUUCAGAUUAAACGUCAGAUCUGUUCCGAUGUCGCGCUGCAUAGCUGCUGUUACAUCGCAGCCACCAAGCUAUUCUUCCGUACAUCGGAGUGUUGAAGAGCACGGAUCUCUAGAUGUUUAUGAUAGUGAUAAUAAUGACUUCUCACUUACCAGCUCCAUUCACUGUAGUUUCACAUCUUCUAAGCUCCUGGAACAAACAGUUUUAAUGGCCAAUACCAAUUCACUGCAUGCAAACAACAAGGAUAUGUUGUCCCUGCGGGAGACGGAACCGGACACCCAAAGCAUUAUUAUUAGUCAAAGUGUGUCUCGAGAUUACCCUAAUGCGAAAGCUGUUGUCGGUAACCUGUCUCCGUUCAGCUGCUACGAAAUUGAUAUUGAGGCCUUCAAAGAUGACUCAACAUAUGGCCGAAUUUUGAGCAGAUCUAGCCGCUCCGAGUUAGCCUUGACUCUCGAUGCUCCACCUAGCUUCUCACCACAACUAAUAAGCGCUGAAUGGAUCUUUCAAGUUAAUCCUCCCAGUGAUGAUUAUAUGUCGCAAGGUCGAAGUACCAACUAUUCUCAUUCGCCUGAUGGUAUUCGUCUUUCAUGGAGGCCUCUUGAAUUGAGAGUGGCAAACGGUGCAAUUUUGGGAUAUACAUUGCACAUUUUGGCAAAUGAAAGUCAAUUCAGUCGUUCAUUACAUGUAUCUGCAGAUGUCCACUCCAAAAGUAUUCAAGGUUUAAAUCCAUUUGUUGAUUAUGUUAUCUACAUAUCCGGAGUAAACUGCAGAGGUGAAGGAGUGCGUGGACCUGGAUACCAUCUCAGAUCAGUUGUUACGGGGUUGCAAAGUCCUACUACUAAGUCUUCUGAUUAUGAAAUAAAUAUUUUGGAACACUUCACUUUCCCCUUAUGGGCGUAUAUUUUACUUUUCGGCUUUAUUAUCUUCUGGAUUAUAUUUGGCUUGCUGAUCCACUUCGUUGUUCGUCAGACAUCAAGGAAACAAUGUUUUAAAUCUCCAAAUCAUUAUUUCACAACCACUUCUCAUAUAGAUAUACAACAUGGCAAAUCUGUUCAAAGUGAUGCAUUACGUGAGCUUAAAUUUGGACUUUGUUGUACAUCUUCGACUAUUCGCAAAAACAAAUCAGAAAAUAUUCGUUCUAAUGUUGAAAAGACUAUGGGUGUCGUGUUAAUGAGUAAUAGACCGCAAGAUCCUGAAACAGGACAUUUACUUCAUCGCUUAGACUCAUCUCAGUCAAAAAUGUAUAAUGACAAACUUGCUUCUGAAAGUAGAUCAGUGCAAAUACGUACAGCUUCUGGUAAAAAUGAACACACUUCUGAAUGUGGACAUACUCUUUCACAACCGUUUGAAUGUAACAGUCGUACCUUGACAUGUAAUGGAGAUGUUGAAGUGUACUCCAGUAAUGAACCCUAUAUCAGUGCCAAUAUGAAUCAUUUACCUUCAGCGGUCAUGAAGGUGACGACAACUGCAUCUAGUAGCAGUAAUGCAACUGUUCCAAGUCAUAAUAGUCUAAUGGAAGAAAAUCUAUCAGAUGAAACUCACUCUGGUGGCAGACCAAAACUACCGGAUUCAAUAAACAUACCUUUCCCUGUUCCUCCGAAUUGUCAAUCAAAUUUAGCCUAUCAGUCCAAUUUGUUAAGUCUAUCGAAUUCAUCCAAUUUACUGAUAUCUCCGGAGGUUUAUUCAGGAAAUCAAUUAGAUGAAUCCGAAGAUCAAAGAAACUUCACUUCUGGAGACACUGUGCCUGCAUAUGCAAGUUGCUCAGUAUUUAGUGUUCGAAAGACGGAAGCAGAUGAGCAUAGAAAGCCAUCAGGAAUUGUGCUAAUGCGUGACAGUGGUAACUUACGUAUGGAAAUGGAAGAAAAUAGUCAGCCUGGUUUUAGCUCAAAUUCAUUCAGUCUAGGCGAUCACUUAAAUCCACUGGAAUCUCAAGAAUCUAUGAAUGCAAAUCAGCUGACAGUAUCCAACUGUAAUUGGCAAUUUAUUCCGCACACUUUAAAUAGUCCAAUAAUAAUUCGUGAAGAAAAAAGAAGACAAAAUACUAUUCCUCCACCACCUGAAUAUCCGCCUCCACCGUUACCGUCGAAUUCAUCCAAGUUUACAGAUCUUCCUAAUUUAUGGAUUCCAAAUCCUACAACUGGAGAUGGUUUACAAAGGGGGGAAUUAAAAGAUCAUCAUCAGCAACAGCAGCAGCAUCAACUACGUUUUGUCUCAGAUGAUAGCAGUUUACCAAGUGGUGGAACCUAUCUAUCAAACUGUUACUCGCCUGCAUCAGCAGCAGCUUAUGCUGAAACUCAUUAUGUUUCAUGUACUAUAUCAAAUCCAAAUGUUGGUGGCUUUCGUGGAGUUGGAUCUUGUAUUGUCAAUAAUACGGCAAAUAACCUAUAUGAAUUAUCCCCGACGAAUCAUUCAAAGACAUAUCUCUUACCAAAUGAUCAAAAUGCAACAGAAUUUCGUGAAUCAACAACUUGUUGUAGUAGUGCCAACGGUGGAGUUCAUCGUCUCAGUCCGCUGGGUGGUAAUUCUUAUCCAAAUACCUCAUCAGUAAUUGCCAAUCCUGGACAAUUUCCGCCACAUAUUCGAGUUAAAAAUAGUCAACCAUUUAUUGAUGGUAGUAGCAAUAAGAUGAUUGCUGGAAGUAGCAGCAGUGGAUUAUCAGGUACAAGUGGUUUAGGCAGUACUGCAAUAGGAAGUGGAAGUGCUAACUUUCCUGGUUAUCCACGACCUGGUGACUCACAUGCAAUGUAGGUUUUGGUAACUCUAUGAUGGUUUAUCUUUAUCAUAUUGUAUUGUUUAUUAUCUUUUGUAAAGAAAAUAAGAAGUAGAGGUCAUUUUAUUAACUAAUAUAAUAUUUUCAAAUGUUUGUUUUGUAAGGAUUUUGUUUGAUUGAUUGGAGGAUUUCACCAUGAGCUGACAUUAGUCCCAGUGGUUUAAUGGUCUACUACCAGAAGGCCCUGAGUUUGAACCCUGGCGGUGGGUGCGUACUGAUGAAAAGGGUCCCAAACUAGGACGAAACUGCUGUUCAGUACUCCCUGCAGGUUUUUCAAUGGUUCUCUAACUGAUGUCAUUUCAUGAUGAAAUUCUUCAACUAAUAUAAUGUUUUAAAAAUCAUGGAUAUUACCAAUCAGGAUAUUAGACAAGGGAGAACGAGAAGCCCAGCAAAGAUGUCUUUCUGAUGACUUCAUCUUCAACAGUUGUUCAAUCGCAUUUAUAUGUACAUAUUUUGUUUUCUAUUCGUUUACUUUCCCAGUGGAACAUGCGACUUCAAGCUAGAACUCUGAAGUUUCGGUAGCAGUGGCAUUUAUUUUUAUGGGAUAGGGUUGCUAGCCUUAUACUCAAGCUUCCCUCUUUACCGGUCUUAUUGCCGGCUUAGUAAAGUAAAGAAGCGCGCCGGCCGGUGAUCGAACUCCGAACCACAUGCACGGUUGUUGAGCAUUCUACCGCUGUGGAAGUUUGAAUGUAUGAAUGUCGAUCACAAGGGAUAUGGGAAUGAAAUUACCUGUGGUUAGAAAGUAGUUGCUUAAUGUGUAAAUUAGUUUUUUAUUAAAGACAGGGGUGAAUAAGAUGAGCAUAGAAAUAAAUUGACAUAACUGGUUUCUUAUCAAUGAGGAUGAGAAAUGAAGAGAAUGAAAAAGAAACGAUAAUUAAGAUGUCAAACAGAACUAGGUACUUAAGAAAUAUAGACGUUAGACUAGUUUCUUGUGAAAACACCUCCGGAUUCUUGAUGAAUAUAUAUUGAGGGCUUCUGCAGUACCAAUUACUAUCUCCUUUGCUCUGUUGAAUUAAAUAAUAAUUACAGCUAUAUAAACUUAUGUAUAAAAAUGCGAUUGUACAGCUUUCGAAGAUGAAGUCUCUGAAAAGAUAUCUGCGUUGAACUUCUUGUUCUUUUCUCUCCAGUUCCCGUCACCUUCCAACGUAAGUAUUUCGUACUAUUUCACACUUCUUUCUUUGUAGAAUUUAAUAGGCAUAAAAGACUUUCACAAAUAAAAGGAAGAUAUUGAUUAGCUACGUUUCUCAAGAACCCCUAAUUGAAUAGCUAGCGCCUCGGUUAUGCCCAGAUGUCUUGAUUUCACUCCCUUUCACCACUGUUUUUUCUUGCCUUAUUUUUCUACCUCUUAGCUGUGGCUGUGACACGUAGACAUUUUGACCUAUUUUGAUAAAAUUGUGAUCAGAAUAUUCAAAGUGUGUUGCGCAAAUAAAUUACACGUUAACAAGAGGUGGCUCUCGUUGCCCAAGUGGUCUAGUGGGUAACAUUUUAGCGUUUGAAAUUAUAGGUACUGGGUUUGAGCCUCAGCAGGAACAGUAUCACUCACUGGGGAAUGCAAGUACCGCCAGCCGACAAGUCCCAAAUAGGACGAAAUGCACAUCCUUGAUAUCACAGCGAAUCAUCAUUCACCGAUAUACUGAACUUGUUGAAGUGUUGGCUAACAGUCCUUUUUUGGUCUUCUACUUUGAGUGUUAUUGUCGUAAAACUUUUCGUUUCUCAAUUUGUUUUCAGUGUGAUCUAGCCACAAUGGAUUCACCUCUGGUAGUGAUUCAUCCAAUUGUUCAAAUCUACAAAUGAAUAUGAUGCUUCAAAAUACUAAUAAUAAUAAUAUCAACAAUACUUCACCGUAUUCAUCUCCAUCAGAACAACACAUUAUUUCUUCUAAUUCAAAGCCAGUAUCUUUUUCAAAAAAUCCUUCCUCAUCAUCUUCUUCAUGUACUUCAAAGAAUGGAAUGAUGAUGAAAGAGUCAGAGCAUUUUUCAGGUCGCCUUAAUGACACUAAUAAUAAUAAUAAUAAUUCGGUGUCAAAAUCAUUUCAAUCCACCUUACCAGAACAUCAUAUGUCGUCUAAUAAUUCUAUGCAGUUGUCAUCAUUAUUCAGAUAUGAUGAACUGCUGCCGUCCUCGCCUCAACAGUCAUCCAAAAGUCCCUUAGUUGUCUGUAAUCAUUCAAUUCUCUCGGGUAGAGUAAAUUUUCAUGAUUACCCUGAUGAACAGUCAACCACACGACAGUCGUCUACAUCCAGCACAUCAACAUCACUCAUACAACGUAAUCAUCGUUUUACACAAUCCAGUAUUAAUAAUAAUAAUAGUAUGAAUCAUACAAAUGAAAUGGAUAAAUCUACAACAUCAGCAACUACAAGAUUAUCUAAUCGUAAUUCAAGAAAACCGCCAACCAGUAACGAUAGUGACAGACUCUAGAGCGAGAGAGAGAGAGACACUAUUUAAACACAAUGUCUUUUGUUUUUGCCUGUCUCGUCAAUUGUUUACUUAUUUUAAAAGAUUAUUGUUAUUGCAGAGAUUUAUGUUUUUUUUUAUAUAUACCUAUAUAUUAUUGGAUUGAUUAAUCAUCGCUUCAUAUUGCACUAUUCAUUGAUUUUUGUUGUUGCUAUUGUUGUUCUUGUGUGUGCAUAUAAAAUCUACUUUCAUCAAUUUCUAUGGUGUUUAAUUGCAUUUAGCUCUUACAGAUAUGUGUAUGGAUAGAAUAAAAAGAAUUGGAAUGUGGGCAAAAGUACUGACGAUCUCUCCAUAUCCAUAUAUGUAUAAUUACAUCUGGUUUGCUUUAUUUUUAAUUUUUUUUUUUUGAAUUAUUAGGUAUGUAUAAUUUUAUUCAAUUUCAGCUCGUUCAUAUUGUGUAGUUAACUUUUAAUCAUAUUCAUCCUAUUACCUUUUUUUAUUGUACACUAAUGGAAUCAUGCUGACUUAAUGCUUUAUUGAUAUUGUUACUUAGUUAUUAUUACUGGUAUUAGAAGUAUGAAUGCAGCCAAUAUCUACGUAUAUAUAUAUAUAUAUAUAUAUA
Molecule: messenger RNA, 8210 nt
Organism: Trichobilharzia regenti
Lineage: Eukaryota; Metazoa; Platyhelminthes; Trematoda; Strigeidida; Schistosomatidae
Source: the annotation of a GenBank genome assembly